Molecule: messenger RNA, 2064 nt
Organism: Echinops telfairi (small Madagascar hedgehog)
Lineage: Eukaryota; Metazoa; Chordata; Mammalia; Afrosoricida; Tenrecidae
Gene: TMEM109
Product: transmembrane protein 109
Exons: 4
Coding region: 359-1090 (243 amino acids)
Biological process (GO): intrinsic apoptotic signaling pathway in response to DNA damage by p53 class mediator; cellular response to gamma radiation
Source: RefSeq, a predicted model, not a curated record
UGGAUUGGCAAACAUUAUUCUUGGCUGCCCCUCACCUGGUUCGAUGACUAGAUAUUUGUUGGUCUUAACUGGCCUGCAGCAUCAUGUUGCACACACACCAAGCAGUUUAUUGGCUCCUGUGCCUGUUCCCCAGAAAGCCCCUGAGCCGAGUGCUGGGCGUCAGGUUUGUUUUCCUGCAGGAAUAACCCGUGCUCCGGCCGUCCAAGCCCGGAGGAGGCUUCAUCCGGAGGGAGAAAGCGAAGGGGUUGUAGGCCCGGGGUCUGCAAGAAGAUGCGCCUGGACUCAAAUUCCAUUUCCCUACUUCCUCAGCUCCCUGCUCAGUCAGCACUGGGUACUCACAAUGCCCACCUGACCAGCCAUGGCAGGCUCAGGCAGCCGCUCGUCCUGGGGCAAGCAUCUGUUCAACAUCGGCCUGAGGGUCCUAGUGGUCCUCGCCCUCCUCCACUUGGCAUUGUCCCAGUCCCACCGAGACUUCGCACCACCAGGCCAGCAAAAAAGGGAGGCCCCGGUGGGUCUUCUGACCCAGAUCGGCCGCUCUCUGCGGGAGACACUGGACGCCUGGGUCGGGCCUGAGAACAUGCACCUGGUGUCAGAGACCUCCUCUCAGGUGCUCUGGGUCAUCUCCUCGGCCAUCUCUGUGGCCUUCUUCGCUCUGUCUGGGAUCAUCGCACAACUUCUGAAUGCCUUGGGGCUAGAUGGGGACCACCUCACACAGGGCCUGCAGCUGAGCCCCAGCCAGGUGCAGACCUUCCUGUUGUGGGGCGCCUCGGCCCUGGUCACCUACUGGUUGCUGUCGCUGCUCCUCGGCCUGGUCCUGGCCCUGCUGGGCCGGAUCCUGUGGGGCCUGAAGCUUGGCCUCUUCCUGGCAGGCUUUGUGGCCUUGAUGAAGUCUGUGCCCGACCCCUCCACCCGGGCUCUGCUCCUCUUGCCUCUGCUAACCCUCUACGCCCUGCUGAGCCGGCUCACUGGCACCCGGGCCUCCGGGGCCCAGCUGGAGGCCAAGGUGCGGGGGCUGGAGCGCCAGGUGGAGGAGCUGCGCUGGCGACAGAGGCGUGCAGCCAAGGCGCCCCGGAGCGUGGAGGAAGAGUGAGGAGGCCCCCCCCCAGCAGUGCCGCCUGCAUCCCACCAAAGAGCUGCGCUGCUUCCAGCUGCACAGCCAUCCCCCCAGCCCCAAGCCUGUUCUUGCCCUAUCUCUGAACCUCCAGACCCUACCACCCUAGCUAAGCAAGAGGAAGCCUGUUCCCCUGCUGGUGCUUAGGGCCCCGGGCCCCCGAGCGACUGUCUGGCUUGUUCACACCCCCAGGCAGGUGAGAGGGACUCGGCUCCCGCUUCUCCUCAUCAUAACCCCCUCCCCUCCCUGCUACUUUUGCUUGCUUGGUCUUCCAGAUGGAUGUCCCUUCCAAGCCACCCACCACUCCCUUCCUGGUGCCCUCUGUCUUCUAGCCCUGCACUCCAACCAGAUCACAGCCCCUCAAGGAGGGCCCCUGUCCUCUUCCCUGCCCAGUGGUGGGGAAGGAGCUGGGUCAGUUUCAAGUGCCUUAAUCCGAGCCCUGUACGGCAGCAAACGGACUGUGGCUGCUCCGUGUCCAGGAGAGCAGUCCCCUCAGAAUCCCAGUUCCCCUUUAGCCAAAGCAAAGAGGGCUGCAGCCUGCAAGGACUCCACAAUCCCUGUGCUGCCAGGUCCCUGUGGGGGUGCAGAGCCCGGAAGCCUGGAGGAGGAGCCUCUUGCCUGUUCUUAGUCCUUCCCUGCACUCACUGCCAUGAAGAAGCUGGUGCUCGGACUGCCCAGCACUGACCCAGGAGUGUAGACAGAGCCCACGCCCCUCCCCAGUGACACAGGGGGCCUACUGGCUGAGCCUCUACCAGGCUCUCCCUCAUGGCGGCCAGGGGCCACUUUUGCCUGGGGCUAUGCAGAGGUGGAUGGGUGGGCUCUCUGCCAGGCCCGGCAUGCAUGGGAUGUGAAGUGCCCAGUUGGUCCCGAAACUGUUUGGACUCACAGCUGCAGAGAUAGAUAUUUUUAUCAGCGCUUGGUUGGUUUUCAAUAAAAUGCACGCUAUUUUAUUA